AUGGCUGGUGGCUACACAUGUGCUAAAUGCCUCCACGGGCUUCGCCAGGGAGUUCGAGUACCCAAUGCGCCAGCUCGUCUCCAAAGCCUAGUUCACUCUCGUCAAAGAUGGGCCGUUUCCCCGGCAUGGACUCGCAGCUUUGGCUCCGGGCGUAACAACGGCCCACCUGGCAAAGCCCCCGAAGGCAUUCAAGCUGCUACUAAAUUGACACAGAGCACAAAAUCGUCACCUACAAAACCAUCACUUGCGAACCGAGCUGCUUCCUCUUCAUCCGGAGCCACCGUUGACCCGCGUCAGCUGGUGUUGAACCAGGAUAACCUCUUCCACUCUUUUUCCAACUCUCCCUCCCCCGCUAUUCGACAACGCGCAGACUCUAUCAAGCAGAAUGCCUUCUGUCCUCAUCCAAGCCACCAGCAGACCCGUCUCCCUGACUCGCCGCAUGACUCCGAAGCGCGAAAGACCGAAGAAAGCAACCUACCUCCGGCACACUCCCAUUUCGAAUGCCCCGACUGCGGUGUCCCAAUUUACUGCUCCGAAGGCCACUGGAUGGAUGACUUUGAGUCCCAUCUUGAGGUUUGCGAGACAAUUCAACAAAUCAACGAGGAUGACCACGACCUGCACUCCGGCCGUUACUUCCCCGAAUUCAACUACCCUGGUGUCCAGGAUGAUAACUUCGUUAUCAACAUGACAAAUUGGGAUACAUACCUUUACACUCGCGAGUUUGAGGCGAUCAACUCCGACCGUUCCAUGCGUCAGGUUACCCGCAUGCUCACCUUCCCGCAGACAAUUGCUAGUGUUCUGCAUGAACUCAGUCCAUACAGCGUGCGAGGAAAUAACCGGUUAACGGCCGAGGGGUUGAAGAGCGUUAGCGCUCUGCGAUACUCAUUGCACCCCCCUCGAACAGGUGAAGACGUUGACAUCAAAGGUCUCCGCGUCAAGGCGCCCCCAGUCCGAAUCUUCAUUCUCGGUGCCCGUGCUGAAUCCUCUCUCCCCCGUGACGUGUGGCUCCAGCUCCAAUACAUGUUCCCCCGCUCCUUGAUCCAUCUCGUCUUCAUCGGACCAGAGAGCAUGACAAACCGUGAUGCAGAGUAUCCGCUCCCAGAACGCACACCUGGUAAUCCAUUCGGAGGCAUUGUCGAAGAUCGCCUCGGUGGCCAAAUGAAGAUUACCACCUACGUCGACUACUUCCACACCAUGUACAAGGCAAACUACUUCCAGCCUUUUGAUCCCUACCUGGACUGCUUUAUGCUCUUCCACCCUGGUCUAGGACACCCCGCCAGCUCACACGAGUGGCAGGAAACCCUUCCUCAAUUGCUUGAGACCAAGGUCCCCAUUAUCUGCACCGGUUACACACAGUGGGAUAUGGACCGCGAUAUCAACUGGGUGAAGGAGAAGUGUGCUGGUGAAUUUGAUAUGCUGCUCGAGCCUGGUGAGAAUAUUUUCCGCAGUUUGCGUUGGGAUUUGAAUGAUCUUGACCCGCAUGAUGUAUCAUGUGGUAACUGGGGUGUUUGGGCAUUCCGAGGCAAGAGAUACGAAGCCACUUUCAAGAGCGAAUAA
Penicillium angulare is the source of this 1557-nucleotide messenger RNA. Its product is annotated as putative mRNA processing protein (Mss51). The coding region runs from base 1 to 1557 and encodes 518 amino acids. The record is from RefSeq and is a predicted model, not a curated record. The transcript is spliced from 3 exons. Lineage: Eukaryota; Fungi; Ascomycota; Eurotiomycetes; Eurotiales; Aspergillaceae. Gene Ontology annotation, biological process: mitochondrial respiratory chain complex IV assembly. Gene Ontology annotation, cellular component: extrinsic component of mitochondrial inner membrane.